AUGGUUCCCAAAUCUAUUUCACCAGGCAUCUGCCCAGGAUUCAUCUUGCUUCUGCUCGGUUCUUACGCCGAUGCACAACGGAACAGGGACAUCCGACCUGCUGCUGCGAAUGUACCAGCAGAGUCGGCCGCCGGGGUCGAACUGUUCAGCAAUGAAGCUAUUCAGCUGACGGAACCAGUUCUUGCGGAAUUGGAGGAUCACGACGAUCUCGCCCAAUAUGCACCUCUGUUUGCAUUUGGCAACGGCACCAGUAACGAAGAGUCUCCUGAACGCGCUGACGGGUGUAAGACGUACCCUGGCGACCCCUCAUGGCCAUCCGCAGAUUUGUGGGAGGUUUACAACGAUUUGUUGGGAAAUGCACUCUCUCCGAUUGUUCCAUUAGCUUCUCCUUGCUACGUGGAUUCCACAUAUGAUAACUAUGAUGCAUCACUGUGUGCCUACGAGGACCCCGGCUCGGUGAUGUUUCCAUUAUAUGAGGGCAAGACCUGCCUUGCUGGUACUGACCCAGUUUUACUGGCCAACUGCACCCAGGGCGGCUACUCCCUGUACUCUGUCAAUGUCAGCAAUGUGGCCCAGAUUCAACUGUCGGUGAACUUUGCCCGUUCCGAGAACCUGCGCCUCUUGGUGAAGAACACCGGGCAUGAUUACAAUGGCCGGUCUACUGGGUUUGGUGCACUCAGCCUCUGGACGCACAACCUCAAGGACAUACGAUUCAUCCCAAACUAUGAGACUCGGGACUACGCUGGACCUGCUUUCAAGGCCGGCGCGGGAGUUCAAGGCUUCGAGCUUUACCAAGCCGCAGACGCGCACGGUGUUACAACCGUUUCCGGGAUUUGUCCAACCGUGGGUGUAGUCGGAGGUUAUAUUCAAGGUGGAGGCCACUCGCCCGUCAUGCAAUUGUUCGGCAUGGGAGCAGACCAAGCCCUCGCUCUUGAAGUCGUUACAGCUGCGGGUGAAUUCGUCACAGCUACACCAUACAUAAAUUCUGACCUCUACUGGGCAUUGCUCGGCGGCGGUGGCGGCACCUUUGGCAUUGUCACAUCCGCGAUUCUCAAAGCGCAUCCCCAGGUACCCGUGACAACCUCAACCUUCAGCUUUGCAACCUCGAACAACGUGUCCGUGGAAAGCUUCUGGAAGGGAUUUGCAGCAUACUGGAACCAGAUGCCAGUCUACAACGCUGCCAAGACGUACUCAUACUGGUCGAUCGCCAACGCAAACGGCAGCUACGUCUUCACAAUGAGGCCGUUCUUCGCAACCAACAAGACCGUCGAAGAGUACGAAGCCCUCGUCGGCCCACUCUUCAAAUCCCUUUCAGAGUUGGGAAUCCCGCAUGAGGUCACCACAGAACAUUUCGACAGCUUCUACCCAGCAUAUCAAGCCACAUUCGGGUCGUAUGCCCAGAACAUUGGCAGCUACAAUGGUAUCCCCGGUAACAGGCUGGUCCCCGCGGAAAACUGGGACAACGAAACCAUCCGAGAGAGCACCUUGCGAGCGUUGAAAGACACAGUGGAUCGAGCACGGAUUCUCCUCGGCUACCACCAAGCUCCCCUGACCCAGAGUGAGAACGUCAACUCAGUCAAUCCUGCGUUUCGGGCCGAAGCUAGUCAACUCAUCAUUGUGACGGGAAUCGGCGGGGGUGCUACUCCGGAGGAGAUCAAGCUUGCUGGCGAGAAUCUGACGCACGCUAUCAUGGGGCCCCUGAAAGAUGCGACUCCUGCUGGGGGUGCGUAUAACAACGAGGCCGACGUGGGUGAGCAGAAUUGGCAGCAUUCUUUCUGGGGCGAACAUUAUCCGCGUCUGCUGGAAAUCAAGAAGAAAUGGGAUCCCACGAAUUUGUUCUAUGUGCAUCAUGGUACCACACCUACGAAGAGCGAGUCCCGCUCGUUGAGCAAAAGGUGUGGCCAUCCCUGCCAAUUUUGGACGGACAUCGGCUUGUCCGAGAACCGCCGCGAGACCUUCCCACCACACCACGAGACUGUCUUCGAGAUGGGCUCCGAGGUCGAGGACUUUGGAGAGGCCUUGGAGCAGCUCGUGUCUGAGUUCUUCACCACCAAGGCCACCUAUGAUUCCCUCGAGAGCGGGUGGAGGUGCGAUGCUCACGAUGUCUGUAAGCGUGUGCUGCAGCCUCACGAGUGCCGCGAAUUCGCGCUUCGGGAAGAGCUGCGGGAUAUCCAGGACAGGCUUGUGACGAUGGAGAGCGAGAUCUCGGCACUUGAAGUCAAGUUUGCUGUUAGGCGUCUCCGGUUUGAUGCAACCGCAUUCGGAUACACCGGGAGUUGCGACAUCAGCAACUUGUCACUCAAGCUCUAG
Diaporthe citri is the source of this 2310-nucleotide messenger RNA. RefSeq lists its product as uncharacterized. Gene Ontology annotation, molecular function: oxidoreductase activity; FAD binding. The transcript has 5 exons. The record is from RefSeq and is a predicted model, not a curated record. The coding region runs from base 1 to 2310 and encodes 769 amino acids. NCBI's taxonomy places the organism in Eukaryota, Fungi, Ascomycota, Sordariomycetes, Diaporthales, Diaporthaceae.